Messenger RNA from Sarcophilus harrisii (Tasmanian devil), 1931 nucleotides. It is a transcript of the gene MDK, whose product is annotated as midkine. Bases 755 to 1480 code for a protein of 241 amino acids. The record is from RefSeq and is a predicted model, not a curated record. The transcript is spliced from 5 exons. NCBI's taxonomy places the organism in Eukaryota, Metazoa, Chordata, Mammalia, Dasyuromorphia, Dasyuridae. Gene Ontology annotation, molecular function: growth factor activity.
GGCUGGGGGGGCGGGGCUCGGGGGUCAAACUUUUGUGCUUGGAGAGGCCCAGCCCCGUGAAGGAGAGAGCUUUGGAACUGAGCCCCGGGUGCUGUGGCUGCUGUGCCUCAGUUUACUCAUCUCUGAAGGGUGGGAAAGGGCCCCCGCCCACCGAGCCUCAGAAGAGGCAGACGGCCUCCUGCAGGAGGCCAGGGUCAGCUUCUCCUGAGCCCGGAGCUGGACUCAAUUCUGCUUCUGCCACUGUGGGACCUUGCUCCGGUCCCACCCCCAGCCUCCAUCUUUACCUCUGCAAAAUCAGGGGGCUGCAUUAGGCGACCUCCAGGGUCCCAGCUUCUGGGGCCCCGAGAGCUGCCCCCCCAAAAGCCUAGGGUCCAGAAGGAGCCCAAUCCAAGCCCUGGGAGGCAGAGGGGCUCAGCCUCCGGCCCGCCUUCUGGCUUUGUUACGUGGGCACCUAGGGGCCCCCCAGCUUUGAGUGAGAGGAGGGGAAGCAGGCUCUGGGGGUGACUUGGAAGAGAAGUGGGCCCUGCGCACUCCCUCGGGGAGUUGGCAGAGGACAGGCUGGGACCUCCACACUGGGGGGAGUGGGGGGAGAACACAGGUACCUUCCGGUCCCACCAGCUCAGGCCCCAAAUGGGGAAACUGAGGCCGCAAAGGCCCUGGGGCUAAGGACGGUCCUCCAGGAGCGCACGUGCUCAGCUUGAGGUCCCCCCUAACCUCCUCCAGCUAAAAAGGAAACCUCAGUUUCCCCAAGAGUAUGGGACCCCCAGCUUUGCAGUCCGGGGGGCGUCCCCGAGCCGGCCGGCCGGCCCCUGAGGGGCGGAGGCAGGGGCUGGCCCCUCAGGGAGGGUCGGGGCCAAUGGGAGCCCCUCCCCUCAGUGGGGAGGGGGCGGGGGCCCAUGUGACCGGCUCAGACCGGUUCUGGAAACAAAAGGGGCCGGGGCGGGAGGAGCCGGAGCGGGACGGUGGGCCGGGCAGGGGCGCAGGCGGCGGGACCCGGAGCAGGCAGCGAGCGAGCGAUCGGGAGCAGCGGCAGCGCCGGGGCCGGGCCGAGAUGCAGCUCCGAAACUUCCUUGUGCUCACCCUCAUGGCCCUCCUGGCCCUGCCCUCCGAGGCUGCAAAGAACAAGAAAGACAAGGGCAAGAAGGGCGGCUCCGAGUGCCAGGAGUGGGCCUGGGGGCCCUGCGCCCCCAGCAGCAAGGACUGCGGCAUCGGCUUCCGGGAGGGCAGCUGCGGGGCCGAGACCCGCCGCCUCAAGUGCAAGGUGCCCUGCAACUGGAAGAAGGAGUUCGGAGCUGACUGCAAGUACAAGUUCGAGAGCUGGGGCGCGUGCGACAGCGGCACGGGCACCAAGAGCCGCCAGGGCACCCUGAAGAAGGCCCUCUACAACGCCCAGUGCCAGGAGGCCAUCCGAGUGACCAAGCCCUGCACCCCCAAGGCCAAAGCCAAGAUGAGAGCCAAGAAAGGGAAAGGGAAGGACUAGACUCCGGAGCGCCGCCUGACCGGGGGGCUUUGCCUCUGAGGGACCCCCGAUGCCCCAUCCUUUCCCUCUCUUCCCCUUCCCAGCCCCGCCCCCCAGAACUUACUCCACACCAGGUGCCUUGUUGCUACUCUUCUCUUUAUCAAUCACAAAGCCCUCCUCCCUUUCCCCGCCAUUAUUUCUAGCCCUGCCCCUGAGCCCUGGGGGAGGGGGGGACCAGCCCCUCCCCUCCCGGCCCUAGCUCCCUCUCACCCGGGGCGGGAGCCCCGACUUCAGCCUAGCCCCAGGUCCUUGUUCAAGCCGCCACCUUGGUUAAAAAUAAAGUCUUCUCUUUUUUCCAAUAAAAGCCUUUUGUUUUUAAUAUAUAAAAGCUCCCUUCUCUAAUGGUUCAGCUGCGAUUUGGGGAAAGGAUGCUCUGGGGUUUGGGAGGGAGAGGGAGGGCCGAGGGCCGACA